Molecule: messenger RNA, 699 nt
Organism: Cajanus cajan (pigeon pea)
Lineage: Eukaryota; Viridiplantae; Streptophyta; Magnoliopsida; Fabales; Fabaceae
Source: RefSeq, a predicted model, not a curated record
UAUCUCCAAAAUAUAUAUUUUUUUAUUUCUGAAGAUCUUUCAAAAUUUCAGCAUUUCUUUCUUCUGUGCGUUCCCUGUAUUCAUUCACUCUUCACUUUCAAGUCGCAAAAUGAACGGUGGCACCAUUGAUUUUAUCGAAGAUAAUGGAAACGGAAGCGACUCGGACGCGAAUUCCGAUGACGCGCCGGAAUACUACCAGCCGAUAUCCGCCGUGGACGACGACGGAAGCUCCGACGGAGAGCACGGCGGUGAGUUCGGGCAGCUGCCGAACGGGUUUGCUGUGCACGGCGUAGCGGAGAACGGGAUCUCGUCUCUGGAUCUGAGCGACGGCGUAGAGAAGAGCAGCAGCGACGAAGAGGAAGAGGAAUUGGACGAGAGGAGCGAAGAGGAAAUCGAGAGGGCGCUGAGAGAAGAGGAGAACCGGAGAAACGCGCCGCUCACGGCGGAGAACGCGACGAGAGUGAUGGAGGCGAUGCGCGGAGUGUCCUUCGUCGGCGUGGUUCCCGAUUGGGCAGCACGAGAUCCCCAUGAUCAAUGGAUCAAUCAGCUUCACAGAUUGCGAGGAUCCUCAAACACUUGAAGGAAAAAUUAGUUACUCGAUUUCGUGCAAUGUUAUAUUCGUUCCAGUUUUGAACAUUUUUCUUGAAUGUUGUUUUUUUUUUAACGAAAAUUGGAUUCCAAAUAAAAUUUGUUUGAAAA